Messenger RNA from Cimex lectularius (bed bug), 2006 nucleotides. It is a transcript of the gene caz, whose product is annotated as RNA-binding protein cabeza. Bases 104 to 1450 code for a protein of 448 amino acids. The record is from RefSeq and is a predicted model, not a curated record. Gene Ontology annotation, molecular function: transcription coregulator activity; RNA binding. Gene Ontology annotation, cellular component: nucleus. NCBI's taxonomy places the organism in Eukaryota, Metazoa, Arthropoda, Insecta, Hemiptera, Cimicidae. Gene Ontology annotation, biological process: regulation of DNA-templated transcription. The transcript has 9 exons.
CAUCUGGCAUCAGUCGGCUCCGGCCAUUUUGGUUGUUUUCCCUUUGUACUUGUAUCGAACCGUAUCGCCACUCCCGUUCACCAAGUUUGGCGUCCUACUCGAGAUGGCGGAUAAUCAGUACAGCAAUUACGGGGGCGGAUACGGAAAUUACGGCUACACCCAGGGCGGUGCUGCCGUGACUUCCAGCUACCCUCCAACGCCCACCUAUGAGCCUUCAUACAGCCAGCCGCCUCCAAAUCAAUGGCAGCAGCAAGGUUAUGGCGAUCAAAGCCAGCAGUCCUAUCCGCAAGGGCAAGCCCCAGGCGGUGCAGCCCCAACUCCCAACUACAGCCAGCCGCCGCCCACUGCUCCUCCUGGAGGAUACGGGUCACAAGCCAAUUAUGACUCGAAUAGCAUGAGCGGAGGCCAGUACCAGAACUACGGCCAACAGUCCGGUGGGUACGGCGGAGGCAACUAUGGAGGCAGCCAGCAGGGUGGGUACUCUGGCAGCGGAGGAGGCGGUGGCGGCGGAAGUGGUGGCUAUGGCAGCCGGGACGGAGGAGGCUACGGUGGUGGUGGUCGAGAUGGAGGAGGUUAUAACAGUGGGGGUCGAGGUGGUUAUAAUAAAGGUGGAUAUGGCGGUGGAGGUAAUGAUUACAUUGUCCAAGAGGAUACUAUUUUUGUGUCGGGCAUGAAUCCAAACACCUCGGAAGGUGAUAUCCAGGAGCAUUUUGGCGCGAUCGGUGUCAUCAAGACUGAUAAACGAAGCGGCAAGCCAAAAAUUUGGAUGUACAAUGACAAGGCAACAGGCCAGCCAAAAGGUGAAGCCACUGUCACCUAUGAUGACUCCAAUGCGGCAAGGUCUGCGAUUAAGUGGUUUGACAACAAGGAAUUUAAUGGAUCAACAAUAAAGGUUCAAAUGGCCACAAAGCGAGACAACCAUAUGGGUGGUCGAGGAGGCGGAAGAGGUGGUCGUGGUGGAGGCAGUGGUAGCGGAGGUGGUGGCGGUGGCGGUUAUAGUGGAGACAGCCACAGAGGAAGCGGUGGCGGCGGUGGCCGAGGAGGAGGCCCACGAGGAGGUGGAGGUGGAAUGAGAGGAAGCGGCGGUGGUGGCGGAGGAAGUGGUAGAGAAGGGGACUGGAAAUGUGCCAAUCCUGAUUGUGGCAACACGAACUUUGCCUGGAGGCAACAGUGCAAUCGCUGCAACGAAGACAAACCCCAUGGAGGUGGCGGUGGGAGCGGCGGAGGUGGUGGCAGUAGCAGUGGAGAUGGACCACUUAGAAGAGGAGGAGGAGGAGGAGGUGGUGGUAUGGAUCGAGGUGGGCGAGGAGGCCGAGGCGGUUUCGGAGGUGGCGGUGGAGGUGGUUACGGAGGAGGAAGAGGUGGUGGAAUGGACAGGGGCAGGGGUCGUGGAGGACCAAUGCGAGGAGGUGGAGGUGGCCGAGGACGAGACAGGAGCAGGCCGUACUGACAGUCCAAGCCUUUUUCAACCACCACUUUUUAGUUUUAAGCAUUGUCAAAAAAUUGUUUAAGUUGUGUACCUAAUUUUUAAAAAAAAUUUUAUUAUUAACUGUGUUUGGGGUUUUUGAUUAUUUUUUUUAUUCUCUUAGUUUUUUUGGUCUACCUAAGAACGUUAGAGAAAAAAUGUAUUUUGAGUUUCAAAACUGACUCGAACAUGUUAAGUAUUAUUUAUUUAAAAAUCGUAUGUACAUUCCUGUUUUGAUGUAAUAUAAAGCGUUCCAGCUGAUGAACGAGACUAACAAAUUUGAAAAUUCUCUUUGUAAAGAUAUUUAAUUGAACGUGAAGAUUCCAUUUACGAAAAAUUAAAAGUAAAAAAAAUGGAAAUAUCCCUUAGAGAUCCUCUUAAUAUGAAAUGAAAAUUAAAUUAUUGAUUUUAUCUUUAAAACAAUAAGUGAUUACUGUCAACAUACUGAAACCAGCAUGUAAAAGAGAACUCAAAACAGGUUCUACAUUUGUAUAAUUUCAAUCACCUUUUUGCUAAAAUUAAAGAUAAUAUACACACUUGA